CUUAGACAUAUAGCUCAAGUAUAAAAGCACUGCUCCUGGUCCUCCUGGAUAGCUUAAGAGGGAGUUCAGCUCUUCACGAGUAAGCUGAAAUCUUCAGCAGAGCAAUUGGUCAAUCGAUCAAAGGCCAAAUAAAGUGACUGGCAAGAUUGUUUCAAGGCGUACAUCAAAAUGGGAAAAUUGGUGGCAGCAAUAGGCAAGUUGCUCUGCUGUGUACAAGUGAACCAGUCAACAGUAGGUAUCAAAGAAAGAUUUGGGAAAUAUGAGGAGGUGCUUGAUCCUGGCUGUCACUGUGUGCCAUGGAUCAUUGGAAGCCGUGUCGCUGGUGAACUCACACUACGGCUGAGGCAGCUAGAUGUACGUUGUGAGACAAAGACAAAGGACAAUGUUUUUGUUACCGUUGUUGCGUCCAUUCAAUAUCGAGCAAUGGAGGACAAAGCAAGCGAUGCAUAUUACAAGCUGAGCAACCCAAAAACCCAAAUCCAAUCUUAUGUCUUUGAUGUUAUCAGGGCAAGUAUUCCCAAAUUAGAAUUGGAUGAUGCUUUUUUGCAAAAGAAUGAAAUAGCAAAAGCUGUGGAGGAGGAGCUUGAGAAGGCAAUGCUUGCUUACGGUUAUGAGAUUGUGCAAACGCUGAUUGUUGAUAUAGAACCAGAUGAGAAAGUUAAGAGGGCCAUGAAUGAAAUCAAUGCUGCUGCAAGAUUACGUGUCGCAGCAAAUGAAAAGGCAGAGGCAGAGAAGAUCAUUCAGAUCAAGAGGGCCGAGGGAGAGGCUGAAGCCAAGUAUCUGUCUGGACUUGGUAUUGCAAGGCAGCGGCAGGCUAUAGUUGAUGGGCUAAGAGACAGUGUGCUUGGCUUCUCUGGAAAUGUUCCUGGGACUUCAGCCAAGGAUGUCAUGGAUUUAGUUCUUUUGACACAGUACUUUGACACCAUGAAAGAAAUCGGUUCAACAUCCAAAUCUUCAGCAAUUUUCCUCCCUCAUGGCCCUGGAGCUGUUGCAGACAUUGCCAGUCAGAUUCGUGAUGGAUGUCUUCAGGCAUCGUCUCACCACACAAAGUAAUAAAUCCAAGUCAACAGUGUCUUAGAUUGGUGAAAGGUCCACUGGUUUGUAUGUGCUUGAGGAUGUCGUGUGAGGUUCUCAAAAAAGUAUCAAGCUUGUAGAAUAGCAUAUAGAUAAGAUAAGCUAUUCUCUGUUGCGUGGAUAGGUUCCAAGCUAUACAGAAUGGACUCAAUGGAGCAUAUGUGCUUUACAUGAAUCUAGUUGAUGAUUGUGGUGUGAAAAAAGUAAUGUUGUCACAGCUUAUAUAACCUCAAUAUACAGCUUUGGUUACAUA
This is a messenger RNA of Oryza brachyantha (malo sina), 1327 nucleotides long. Its product is annotated as hypersensitive-induced reaction 1 protein-like. The coding region runs from base 169 to 1053 and encodes 294 amino acids. NCBI's taxonomy places the organism in Eukaryota, Viridiplantae, Streptophyta, Magnoliopsida, Poales, Poaceae. The record is from RefSeq and is a predicted model, not a curated record. The transcript is spliced from 5 exons.